This is a messenger RNA of Acanthosepion pharaonis, 684 nucleotides long. Lineage: Eukaryota; Metazoa; Mollusca; Cephalopoda; Sepiida; Sepiidae. The record is from the annotation of a GenBank genome assembly.
AUGAUUGGAACUGAUGCUGUAGUUUUAAUCAUCAUCAUCGUUGUCAUACGCCAUUAUUCGCAAAACCUAAAUAGAAUCGGGGUUCUUCUUCUUACGCCAUCUUCAUCAUUCUUUUCUUCUUCUUUUUCUUUUUCCUUUCGUAUACAUCAUCAUCAUCAUCGUCAUCAUCUUCAUCAUCAUCAUCCGUCAUUUGUUUUUGUCUACAUUCUUUCACCGUCUUUAGCCUUCCUUCUCAUCAUCAUAUUUUUUUGUCUUAUUUGCCUUCUUCCGUCAACAUUAUUGUUUCCAUCUUGUUCGCCUUCUUUUUCAUUAUUCAAUCAUUCUCCACUUAAUUUGCUGUUUCCUUUCUCUUCUUGCCUCCAUCGAUUCAUUGUAGCCUUCCUUAACCUCUUCCUAUCAUUCUUUCCUUUCUCCAUUCAUUCAUUCAUUUUCUCUCGCCUUCGUUUUUUUUAUACAUUCAUGUCCUCUUAUCUUAUUCUUUCUAUUAUUUUCUCCAUCCUUCCUUCCUUCCUUCCUUCCUUCCUUCCUUCCUUUCUUUUAUUCAUUCAUUCACUCAUCUUCCCUCUCUUUCCGUCUUUUUUAUUUUUCUUUCUUUCUUUUUUUCUUUCUUUCUUUCUUUCUUUCUUUCUUUCUUUCUUUCUUUCUUUCUUUCUUUCUUUUUUUUCUCCUCCAUUCUCCUGUUAG